AUGGCUUGGCCCAAUGUCCGUAUCAACCCCGCCGAGGGCAUCUCUUACUUCACUCCGGCUCAAAGUCCGCCAGCAGGAACUGCCCGCAACCCCCAAACAAGCGGCAAGCCGAUUCCCAAGCUCUUCCAACCCCUUACCAUCCGAGGCCAGACAUUCCAAAACCGCCUGGGCGUGGCCCCUAUGUGUCAAUAUAGUGCCGACGAUGGCCAUAUGACUGCCUGGCACAUGGCUCAUUACGGUGGCAUCGCCCAGCGUGGUCCGGGAAUGAUCAUCAUCGAAGCUACCGGGGUUCUUCCGGAGGGUCGUAUUACACCCGCUUGUCUGGGUCUAUGGAAGGACUCCCAGAUCGCACCCCUGAAGCAAGUCGUUGAGUUUGCUCACAGCCAGGGUCAGAAGAUUGGUAUUCAACUGGCCCACGCGGGGUGCAAGGCUUCGACUGUUCCCCCGUGGCUAGGCGGUGUCACCGCGACCAAUGAGGUGGGGGGCUGGACGGAGAAUGUUAAGGCCCCGAGCGCUGUACCCUUUGCCAAGGGUGAUAUUGUUCCUAAUGAGAUGACCAAGAAGGAUAUUGAGGAGGUCAAAAACGCAUGGGCGGCUGCUACUAGGCGAGCUUUAGCUGCUGGCGUCGACUUUAUCGAAAUCCACAAUGCCCACGGAUACCUGCUUUCUUCUUUCCUCAGUCCUUCAUCUAACAAACGCACCGACGAGUAUGGGGGUAGCUUUGAGAACAGAACCCGUCUACCUCUAGAGAUCGCUCAGUUGACCCGCGACGUGGUUGGACCUAAUGUCCCGGUUUUCUUACGUGUUUCCGCCACUGACUGGCUUGAGAACAGCCUGCCAGAAGAAAAAGGCUGGAAGCUAGAGGAUACCGUGGAGUUAGCUCGAGUGGUCGCUGCACAGGGAGCGAUUGACCUAAUCGAUAUCAGCACUGGUGGUAUGCACGCCGCUCAGAGAGUGACGUCGGGUGUCGGCUUCCAGGUGCCAUUCGCGACAGCCGUGAAGAAGGCUGUUGGAGGCAAGGUGCUUGUAUCUGCCGUUGGUACUAUAAACAGCGGUGUUCUUGCAGAGAAGAUACUCAACGAGGACAACGUCGAUGUUAUCUUGGUCGGGCGUGCUUUCCAGCGUGACAGUGGCUUGGCUUGGGCUUUUGCAAAGGAUUUGGAUACUGAGAUUGCUAUGGCUGCACAGAUUCGCUGGGGUUUCACCAGCUUCCGCAAUGCGUCGGAGUAUAUCCAGCCGAACUCAAUGAAGGCGUCGAUUUUUGAUUGA
Molecule: messenger RNA, 1269 nt
Organism: Penicillium hordei
Lineage: Eukaryota; Fungi; Ascomycota; Eurotiomycetes; Eurotiales; Aspergillaceae
Product: NADH:flavin oxidoreductase/NADH oxidase
Exons: 2
Coding region: 1-1269 (422 amino acids)
Cellular component (GO): intracellular anatomical structure
Molecular function (GO): FMN binding; NADPH dehydrogenase activity; NADP binding
Source: RefSeq, a predicted model, not a curated record